Messenger RNA from Dermacentor andersoni, 2644 nucleotides. Its product is annotated as BTB/POZ domain-containing adapter for CUL3-mediated RhoA degradation protein 3. Lineage: Eukaryota; Metazoa; Arthropoda; Arachnida; Ixodida; Ixodidae. The record is from RefSeq and is a predicted model, not a curated record. Gene Ontology annotation, biological process: protein homooligomerization. Gene Ontology annotation, molecular function: protein binding.
ACUCAAUUUCUGGGUCACGUGAGCUCCGCGCGAGCGAUUGUGGCUGCGCGCGUUGUCAGAAAUCGGAGAUUCGGGGAGUGCGGUCGGGAGCGUUAUAUUUUCCUCGCGCCGCUGGCUCCCAUCUUGACCCGUCGCACUGACGCAUUUUCUUAGGGGCCAACACGCGGCAACCAUAGACGCGCUGUGCGCUUCGACGCUGCCGUCGCCGCAAGGGCCGACAGCCGAGGAGGCCAGGACCAUGUCUGGCGAUCACCGGACUGUCAUCAACGGGAGCCCGAGCCAGUACGUGAAGCUAAACGUAGGCGGGUCCCUCCAUUACACGACCAUCGGCACUCUCACCAAACAUGACAGCAUGCUCAGGGCCAUGUUCAGCGGCCGCAUGGAGGUGCUCACCGACUCGGAAGGUUGGAUCCUCAUAGACAGAUGCGGGAAGCACUUCGGUACAAUCCUGAACUUUCUGAGAGACGGUUCGGUGCCGCUGCCCGAAUCGACGAGGGAGAUUGCGGAGCUAUUGGCCGAAGCCAAAUACUACCUCAUCCAGGCGCUCGUCGAAAGUUGCGAAGCCGCCCUGCAGAAGAAAGAGAGCCCGCAAGAGCCAAUUUGCAGAGUCCCGCUUAUCACAAACGAAAAAGAAGGAAACCUACUAAUAAGCACUUCGACCAAGCCUUUGGUCAAGCUGCUUAUCAACAGACAUAACAACAAGUAUUCCUAUACCAGCACGUCGGACGACAAUCUCCUCAAGAAUGUGGAAAUGUUUGACCGGCUGUCACUGCGGUUCUGCAGUCGUGUCCUGUUUAUAAAAGAUGUGAUAGGUAGCAAUGAGAUCUGCUGCUGGACAUUCUAUGGCCACGGCAAAAAAGUUGCCGAGGUCUGCUGCACAUCCAUAGUCUACGCAACAGACAAGAAGCACACCAAAGUUGAGUUCCCCGAAGCUCGCAUAUAUGAGGAGACCCUCAACAUCCUUCUCUACGAAAAUCGCAAUGGCCCAGACCCGGAACUGAUGCAGGCAACAAGCACACGAGGCGCCGUCGCCCGCGCCACCACCUGCUACACGAGCGACGACGAGGACGAGCGGCGCGCGCCAGUAGGCUCGUGCAGCGGCUGCGCCAGUGCGCGCGAUUCCCGGGAGUCGUGCCACCUGGGCCGUAUACGCAGCACCAAGCAGAGUAGCUGAGGUAGCCUCUGUGUCGCUGCCUUACUCCUUCGCGGAAUCUCUCCGGCGGGGGCAAGGUACCGGCAGCUGUCAUGCGGUCGCUGCAAGCCGAGCUUGGCUUCUUUCUGCUGUCCCUACAUGGACCUUGCUUAGCACCGAAAGAGAUGUGAUGCAUCACAUGGCGUUUGUUUGUGGGUAACCACCCAGCAGGAACAGAGCACAGGUGAUCCUGUAUCCAUCUCCAUUCGUGCCUGUGCCCUGUUUCGUCUGGCCUUCAAUAUUGAGUGGUUAAUGCUGUCGGCUCUGUUUCUACAGAGCGAGUUCUGCCCCCAAGAGUUGUUUGUAGCCACUUUUCAGUGAAGGAUGCGAGUGGCUAGUAGUUCUUGUGCCAUGCGAGCAUGUGCUCAGUGGAAGCUGUAUUGUGUGCCGGGCGCACUUGUUUGGGGGUUUCGCUCUUGUUGGAAGUUUGUGCAAGUUAUGAAGUGAGUAAGUACAUGUAAGUGGACUACAUAAGUUCCGAAGUUUCUUGAACAACACACCUCCCUCCCCAGCACCUCUAUUCAGCUACCACCAAAGCGAGGUUGUUCAGAAACAAUAUUGUAUACCUAGAGCUGGGUGCCCACCUGCUCAGUUUUCAUCAACAUUUGUGCUGGACAUCACUACAAAAAUUGCUACACCACUACGUAUGUAACCUUGUGGUGUACUAAAGACAGGAGACAAGUUGAAUCUCGGUUUUCAGGAGCGGACCUUUGGUGAGCUGGUGCGUUUUGGUAUUUGUCGUUCCUUUUGCCACAGUUUUGUCUUCUGGAGCUGGCGUGUUUUUUUUUUCCCUUUGGGUCUUGGGAUCUCUCUGCAACAUGUGGGCAAGAAUCGAGUGAGCUUAGGAAGAAUUGUGAGGUGGUAUGUCCCGACUUCAAACUGGAUUUUGUGCUGCGCAAGACUCUGCUCAGGAACCAGAGGGCAGAGGUGUAAUCUACAGCAAGAGCCGCUGUUGAAGGGAAUGUGCAUGGCUCACACUUUCAGAAGCACUGUCAAAGCUUUCGCAGUGCUUAGACAGUGCUACCUACAGUGCCUAGCAGAAGGACUGUCAAAGCACUGCACAGAUCAUUGGACAAGAACCAGUGGCACUUAUUGCGAGUCGUCUGUGCCAAAGCUGGCCACUUCCAGAUUUGCCAAAGAGGGAAAUUUGCUCAUUCCCCAUGCUCCCAUGUUCCCUUCAGCAGUGGACUGCACUGUAAAUGUUUCGUGAUUCACUAAGUGAGCAUUUUCAAUAGUUUGGUGAAGUUGUAAUGCGAUACAAAGUGUGGUCAGGGUGCGACUACCUGCAGGUGGUUGGAAUGAAUAUUGUUGUCAACAUGUAGCUGUUCAGAAACCGGUAUGUGUGUCAGCAAAGUUGUUGCUGCAAGAAAGGACUGUGUGUUGUUGGUGGUGCCAUACUGUGUCACUUUACACAUGUAUGAUCAGAAGAAUCAUUGAAGCUGUUUUCCUGGA